CUCCCAAACAGAACGAAACAUUUCUAUUAGCUCAGUCUCCAGGAGAGAUACAAUCUAUAGAGAGAGAGGGGCGUGUGUAGAGAGAGAAAGAGAGAGAGAUGGGUUUCGGUUUUCUAGCUUCAAGAGCUCUGAGAUCGUCUGGGAUUUUUACAUCUCCAAACCCUAGAAAUUUCAUCGUCAGGACCAUCGUCUCCACGCCUGAGCUGCAGAAACCAGAAGCCGCAGCUGCAGCUCAAGACCCGCCGCCGGCAGAUCUCCCGAAGCGGACUCCAGUGGGCGGAGCUAGGGUUCACUUCGCCAACCCAGAGGAGGCAAUCGAGGUCUUCGUCGAUGGCUAUCCUGUCAAAAUCCCCAAAGGCAUGACCGUGUUACAGGCCUGCGAGGUCGCCGGCGUCGACAUUCCCCGGUUUUGUUACCACAGCCGCCUCUCCAUCGCCGGCAACUGCCGUAUGUGCCUCGUCGAAGUCGAGAAGUCGCCCAAGCCAGUCGCUUCUUGCGCCAUGCCUGCUCUUCCAGGCAUGAAGAUUAAGACGGAUACGCCAGUGGCAAAGAAGGCACGAGAAGGGGUGAUGGAAUUUUUGCUGAUGAAUCAUCCCUUAGACUGCCCAAUCUGUGAUCAAGGUGGAGAGUGUGAUCUACAAGACCAGUCUAUGGCCUUUGGUUCUGAUCGCGGCCGCUUUACUGAAAUGAAGAGAUCUGUGGUUGAUAAGAAUCUAGGUCCAUUGGUUAAGACUGUUAUGACUCGGUGCAUUCAGUGUACAAGAUGUGUUAGGUUUGCAACUGAGGUAGCUGGAGUCCAAGAUCUUGGCAUGUUGGGUCGUGGCAGUGGGGAAGAAAUUGGGACUUACGUUGAAAAACUUAUGACUAGUGAACUUUCAGGGAAUGUAAUAGAUAUCUGUCCUGUGGGAGCCCUCACCUCAAAACCUUUUGCCUUUAAAGCUCGAAAUUGGGAGUUGAAGGGAACAGAGAGCAUUGAUGUUACAGAUGCAGUUGGUUCCAAUAUUCGAAUUGAUAGUAGAGGUCCAGAGGUCAUGCGAAUUCUCCCACGAUUAAAUGAGGACAUCAAUGAGGAAUGGAUUUCAGACAAAACACGAUUCUGUUAUGAUGGUCUGAAGAGGCAGCGGCUAAACGAUCCUAUGAUUCGUGGUGCUGAUGGGCGCUUUAAGGCUGUGAGCUGGCGUGAUGCCCUUGCUGUGGUUGCUGAGGUUGCCCAUCAAGUUAAACCAGAUGAAAUUGUUGGGAUUGCCGGUAAGCUGUCUGAUGCAGAAUCUAUGAUGGCAUUUAAGGAUUUCUUAAACAGGAUGGGUUCAAAUAAUAUGUGGUGCGAAGGAAAUGGCAUGCAUCCAAAUGCCGAUUUACGUUCUGGAUAUCUUUUGAAUAGUAGCAUCAAUGGGCUUGAGAAGGCAGAUGCUUUCCUUUUGGUUGGAACUCAGCCAAGGGUUGAAGCUGCUAUGGUAAAUGCCAGAAUCCAGAAAACAGUUCGAGCAACCCAAGCCAAGGUGGGUUACAUUGGCCCUCCAACAGAUUUCAACUACGAUCACCAACAUCUUGGGACAGGUCCUCAAACACUGAUUGAAAUUGCUGAGAAUCGCCAUCCCUUUUGCUCAGCCCUAUCGAAUGCCAAAAACCCAGCUAUAAUUGUUGGUGCUGGGGUUUUUGAGCGGGAGGAUAAAGAUGCAAUUUUCUCUGCUGUUGAAACCAUUGCUAAAAAUGGGAAUGUUGUCAGACCGGACUGGAACGGUCUCAAUGUUUUGCUUCUGAAUGCUGCCCAAGCUGCUGCACUUGACCUUGGACUUGUGCCAGAGUCUGGAAACUGUAUUGAAUCUGCAAAGUUUUUGUAUCUGAUGGGUGCUGAUGAUGUGGAUUUGGAUAAAAUCCCGAAGGAUGCCUUUGUGGUUUAUCAGGGCCACCAUGGUGACAAGAGCGUGUAUCGUGCAAAUGUCAUUUUACCAGCAGCGGCAUUCAGUGAGAAGGAAGGGACAUAUGAAAAUACAGAAGGGUGUGCUCAGAUAACUCUACCUGCAGUUCCCACUGUUGGUGAUGCUAGGGAUGAUUGGAAAAUAAUUAGAGCAUUGUCUGAGGUAGCCGGUGUUCGGCUGCCUUAUGAUACCCUCGGUGCUGUCCGAUCCCGGAUAAGGACGGUGGCACCAAAUCUACUGCAUUUAGAUGAGAGAGAGCCAGCUACAUUUUCUUCUUCAUUGAAGCCUGAAUCCUCUCACAAGGUGAGUUCGACUCCAUUUGGGACUGCUGUAGAGAACUUCUACAUGACUGAUGCAAUCACCAGGGCAUCAAAGAUAAUGGCACAGUGCAGUUCGUUGCUAUCGAAGAAAUGAGCUCUUGAUUUUGAUCUCUGUAAUAAAAGUGCAGAUUCAAGUGUUUGCUCCAGUUAUUUAUAUUUUAGUCGUUUCAUAUUCUUGGAAAACAAAAAAUCAAGUACUACUGUAUUGCCAUAAAGGAGUUCUGCUCAUAAAUGGCAACUUUACUUCUGGCCCAUGGUUUGUUAUUUGUAUCUUCUGUAAUUUAAUGAGUACCCAGGCUGUUGUGGCUACAA
This is a messenger RNA of Cornus florida, 2551 nucleotides long. RefSeq names its product NADH dehydrogenase [ubiquinone] iron-sulfur protein 1, mitochondrial. The transcript is spliced from 5 exons. Gene Ontology annotation, biological process: ATP synthesis coupled electron transport. The coding region runs from base 99 to 2333 and encodes 744 amino acids. NCBI's taxonomy places the organism in Eukaryota, Viridiplantae, Streptophyta, Magnoliopsida, Cornales, Cornaceae. Gene Ontology annotation, molecular function: iron-sulfur cluster binding; NADH dehydrogenase (ubiquinone) activity. The record is from RefSeq and is a predicted model, not a curated record. Gene Ontology annotation, cellular component: membrane.